This is a messenger RNA of Salvia hispanica, 4675 nucleotides long. Lineage: Eukaryota; Viridiplantae; Streptophyta; Magnoliopsida; Lamiales; Lamiaceae. The record is from RefSeq and is a predicted model, not a curated record.
CUUUGGCUCUUUCCAUCAGCAGUAUGUGGUAGACGGGAAGCUAAUUGCUGUUGGAGUUAUUGAUAUAUUGCCAAAGUGUUUGUCGAGCAAGUAUUUAUUUUGGGAUCCUGAUUACGCAUUUCUAUCACUUGGCAAAUAUUCAGCUCUAGAAGAAAUCAAGUACAUUGCCCAAUGCUUCAGUACUAUUAUCUUGGCUAUUAUAUUCACUCGUGCAGAAAGAUGAGAUACAAAGCUGCGUAUCGACCAUCUGAGCUCCUCUGUCCUCUUCACUACGAAUCAUGCCACUCUACAAAACGAAGAUUCAUCGCCACUGAAGGUGAGUGAUGGGCACAUGGAAGAGCAGCAAAUGAGCUUUACCAGGAGACCACAGAUGAUGAUGAAAUGACUGAACUUGACUCGGAUUCAUCCGAUGUUGAAUCAGACUCGGAAGUUGGUGCCUCAGUCACUGAGUUCCUGGACGAUACCGGAAACAUUUUGCAUGUGCUUACAUCUCAUCGUGCAAAAACAUUUUGAGUUGCUGAUCGUUAAUUUUGGAGUACAGCUUUCAAAAUUUUCAAGUGCUGCUUUCAAUUUCCAGAACUUAGAAUGAUCAGCAGAGAUUGCUAGGACCACAGAUUGCAUUGAAAAGGGAAAAGAUUAGUAAACUUUGAGUUGAGUGGUGAUUUGGAGAAGAAAUAGCUGCUUUGCAAAGAUGGUAUUUGUGAGCUUCAAACUCCUAAUUUCUGAAAUUGACCCUUGAGAUUGAGAUAGAGAGAGAGCAAUUUCGUAUUGAACAAACCAUCUACGCAAUUGAAUCUUGCAGCAAAUCUAUCUCCUUGAAACUAUGGAAGCAGCACUGACUGCAGCAGUGCUUUCAGUAGGCAUCAAAAUUCUUGUCGAAAAGCUGAUCGACAUUUUGAAGGAAGAGUAUUCUCUGUUUGAAGGUCUGAAUGAAGAUAUCCGAAAACUGCAAAAGACUUUGGCGAUGAUUGAAGCCUACUUGAGUGACGCUGAUAGUAAAUCCAUUACCCAACAGGCUGUCAAGAUCUGGUUGAAUGAUCUUGAGGAUGUCGCUUUCGAUGCUGAUAAUGUCUUGGAUGAACUCAACUAUCAUCUUCUCCGUGAAAAAGUGAAGAAAAUGGACGCACCCAGUCCCAAGCCGAAGAAUAAGGUACUAUCAUGCUUGUCAUCCUGCAGUCGUGGUAACGUUUCUCGCCGCUUUAAAAUUGCUCAUUCCAUCAAACAAAUCAAUGAGAAUUUUGAAUCUAUGAACAACAAGGCAACACAACUUGGCCUUCAAAACAUUAUUGCGAAUGCACUUCCUGCUGCUGUUGAUACUUCCAACGAGACUGAUUCGUUGAGUGUUGAUCCAGUCUUUAUUGGAAGAGAUGAUGAUGUGACUAUGCUAGUUGACAUGCUCACCCAGACCCACCCAGAGGAAGAGAAACGGAUGUUCUCCAUCGUUGCUCUUGUGGGAAUGGGGGGUAUGGGGAAAACUACGUUGACUAGAAAAGUCUUUAAUCAUGAGAGGAUGAAGGAACGCUUCAGAUCACUUAUUUGGGUUCAUGUUUCUCAAACCUUUGAUCCCAUUCUUCUUUUUAAAAAAAUUCUUUCAACAUUUACUUCACAUGAAGGUCAGACUAGGGAAGCUAUCCUGAGAAAACUUCAAAAAGCUCUCGAAGGUAAAACAUAUCUUCUUGUUCUUGAUGAUGUAUGGAAUGAAGAUGUUCCAAAGUGGGAAGACUUUAUGAAUUCCCUGUCAGGAAUUACUUCCACUAUGGGAAAUGGAAUUAUCAUCACUACCAGAAGUCAAAAUGUUGCUUCAAUUGUGAGACCACUUGAAUACACUUUAAGAGGCUUAUCAGAUGAUGAUUGCUGGAACAUAAUUAAAGCAAAAGCCUUUGAUGGAAAUGAAGAUGUUCCACCAGAAUUUGAGAUUGUUGGAAAAAAGAUUGCAGAAUCAUGUCGAGGUUUGCCCUUAGCUGCCAAUGUAGUUGGCGGUGUGCUUCGACGGUGUAAGUCCGAAGAAGAGUGGCGGUUAAUCAGUGUAAAUUGUCUCUCAGAUGCUGAAGGUGCAGAAAGAAUUAAAAAAAUACUGAAAUUGAGCUUUGAUUAUUUGCCUUCUCCAUCUCUCAAAAAGUGUUUUGCAUACUGUUCAAUUUUCCCUAAAGGUCAUUGGUUUAUGAAACAGCGAGUAAUUGAGCAGUGGAUGGCAGAAGGUUUUCUUCAACCAGAUGAAAGAAAUGAGAUGGAAGAUGUGGGAAAUAAGUUUUUCAGUAUUCUUAUGCACAACUCUUUGAUGCAAGUUGCCAAGCUAGAUGGUUAUGGAAAUGAGGAAAUUUGUGUGAUGCAUGAUCUUGUGCAUGAUCUUGCAUCUUCUGUUUUAUCUAGUAAUGUGGACGGCAGCACCCCGGUUCGAUACAUGUUUCUUGAAGAAGAAUCAAGUCAUAUUUCUAAAGAAGUGGCCAAGCAUUUGCGUACAUUAUUCUUGAAAGUUGGAUCUUCUGGUAUCAAUUUUCAGACUUCCAUUGUCUGCAUAAUCUAACUCUUGGUGAAAGUAAUCUAACUCUUGGUGAAAGUUAUACAGAGUUGCAGUUGCCCGAUUCAAUUAGGAAGUUGAUACAUUUGAGAAAUCUUGAUAUUUCAAAUACAUCUACUAAAAACUUGCCGGAGUGGAUUGGUGAACUCUGUCACUUGCAAUCAUUAAGAGUAUCACAUGCCAUGGAUCAGAAACUGCCAAACACAUUGAAGCAUUUGGUUAACUUAAGGCAUCUGUAUAUAGAAUAUGAUGUAGAGUUGCCUGCGGAGAUUGGGAGAUUAACUAGUCUCCAAACACUACCUUACUUCAUGGUGGGCGAAGAGAAGGGCUAUCAUAUUGAAGAACUCGGAAAUUUGAAAAAUCUCAAAGGAGAAUUGUCUAUUACAAAUCUUGAGAGGGUUCGUGACAAAGAAGAGGCUCUGAAAGCCAAAAUAAUGCAGAAAGAAAAGUUAUCUGGAUUGCGUUUUGGAUGGAACUGUAAUCGUCCGGGUGAAAAUAAUGAUGAGAGUGUGUUGGAAGGUCUCAAACCUCAUGCAAAUUUAAAGAAGUUGACGAUUGAAGGAUACAGUGGCAAAAGAUUUCCAUCAUGGUUACGAAAUGAGCCUCAAGGCUCUUACUUACCACUUCAUAACUUGAUUGAGAUAAAUCUCGAUUAUUGCUUACAAUGUGAGGAAAUUAUAUUGGACCACUUACCAAAUUUAAGGUUGCUCUAUAUAAAAGAAUUAAAGAGUUUGAAAUGUUUGUCAAAAAUGUUUUUCUAUAACAAUCGCAAUCUCUCGUACUUGCACAUUGCAGAAUGUGAUAUGUUGACAGCAUUACCAGAUGGACUGGACACCCUGAAUUCUCUGCAUACUUUGGUAAUAGAAAGGUGUGAAAAUCUGAAGUCGAUUGGGAAACCAAGUUGUGGAGAAGGAGAAAAUCAAGGAAUCCUCAAUCGGCUGAGCAUUGUAGACUGCGGAAAACUGAUAGAAUUGCCAUAUCAAAUGGUAGAUUCAUGGGCCCCUACAAUUGAGUUUCUCAAAUUGGAUGGCUUAAGGAGCCUAACGAAUCUACCAAUGCUAAUUGACUGCCUCAGUAAGUCAUCUCCUUGUCUUAGAGAAUUAACAAUCAGAGGCGUUCCUAUGAUGUCUGCUGGAAGUGUUGAGAGUUGGAAUUUAGGUAGCUUGUGGAAAUUAGAAAUAUAUGUGAGUGAGGAGUGGUCAAAAGAGAAUAGUGUGGCCAUUAAUGACACUGUGAAUGGCAUAUUGGAAGGUUGUUGCAACUCACUUCAUACAUUAAAAUUAAGAGGAGUGGAAAAUUGGGAGUGGCUGCCUCAAUCAAUUCAACGUCUCACUUCUCUUCCUUUCUUACAGUUAGAAAAUAUAGGGAUAGAAGAAUUGCCGGAAUGGUUUGGAAACCUCUCAACUCUAACGCAGUUACAUCUAUAUGGCUGCACAAAGUUGAGGUGCCUGCCCUCUGUGGAUGCAUUGAAGCUGCUCAUUAAAUUGAAAUUGUUAGAAAUUAAAAACUGUCCAAAACUAAGUAUUGAUUCGGAGUGGCGCAACCAUCCCAAUCUCCAAAUCAUGGUUGAUGGCAAGCGCAUUUGAAUCUCAUAGCAACCAAGACAAAUGCAGGCCUUGUAAUUGGUUGACUACUGCAAAAAAGUGUGUAAACAGAGGUUGAAGACGCAAUCAAAAUCAAUGCUGGUCCAGAAUACUGAGCAGAGGUUUUCAAGGAAUGGAGAGUAAACGACAUAGUUUUUGAGAAACCCCGAAAAUUUUUUGUCUGGACUGAAAAGAGCAGAAAAAUGGCGCUGUUUCACGACAGGGGCGCUGAGAUGAUUUCCUUUGAGAAGAGAAAAGAUGGGUAACCUUUCAGUUGAGUGGUGAUUUGGAGAAGAAGAUGGCUGCCUUGAAAAAAUGGUAGCUCGAACGGGUAGGUAGGGCGGCUCUGGUACGAGAGUCGACUCGAAGGACCUCCGUGGAUACUAGUGUGAUUCUGGACUUCCUCAGUUUUUCAGCAACGAAGAUUUUGCUGUUGUCUACGAUUUUUUCUUCAAAGAAGAAGAAAGAAGUUUGGAUCUUGCAUUUUGCAGAUUCCUUCAUCAUGUUGAUUUUGAUUUUCAAGUUUGAUGUCCAGAGAAUAUACAUUCUUUCUUUAGCGAGCUGAUUAAUACUU